AUGUUGGAUUACACCCGCCUAUGCUCGAUUUUGCUGUUCCUACCGGCCCUGGUUUCCUAUAUGAUGAGCAAUGUGGAAGUUACUGCUAGCUGGGAGUCUAUUGACUAUGUGCUAAUGUCUCUCUCCUUCCUCUUCAUGAUUUGCAAUCUCUACAGUCAACUUUGGCUAGCCCUGAGCCUCUCGCCAAGUGUCUAUUUGGUUUUGGAGAACUCUAGAAAUCUUUUGGCAUCGUGCGCUCAAUGGAUCAUUCAAAACAUGGCACACCCGAGUUUGAUCGCUUUUGGAGGGAAACUUGUGGCUUUUUCUUCGAUUUUCAGAAUUUGGACGAGAUCUUAA
Molecule: messenger RNA, 336 nt
Organism: Caenorhabditis briggsae
Lineage: Eukaryota; Metazoa; Nematoda; Chromadorea; Rhabditida; Rhabditidae
Exons: 3
Coding region: 1-336 (111 amino acids)
Source: RefSeq, a predicted model, not a curated record